GCUCCUAUAUAAAUACCCCAACCUAGAGAUUCCCAGUCUAGAAUUUCAAAUCAGAAGACCCAGUCAACAGGACCAUUUAAUAUCUGUACAUCACUGACAAUGGCCGUUUGCGUCAAAGUGCCUUUGCACUUUUUUGCUUCCCUUGUUCUUAUUUCUUCAGUGCUAAACAUAUGGAGAGGCACUGAAGGCUGGUCAUACAAUUCCUCCAACUACAAAAUGAACUGGGAACAUGCCAGACAGUGGUGCAGGGAGAAAUAUACUGACAUGGUGGCCAUCCAGAACAAAGGGGAGAUUUCUCACCUCAACAACAUUUUUCCAAAAGUUGAUGGAUAUUACUGGAUUGGCAUUCGUAAAAUUGAUGACAGGUGGACCUGGGUGGGAACUAACAAGACACUUAACAAGGAAGCUGAGAACUGGGCAGAUAAGGAGCCCAAUAACGGAAGGAAUAAUGAAGACUGUGUUGAAAUAUAUAUUAAAAGAACGAAAGAUGAAGGCAAAUGGAAUGAUGAAUCCUGCUUAAAGAUGAAGACUGCACUGUGCUACACGGCGUCCUGCACGGAUGACUCUUGUGUCAGUGGUCAAGGAGAAUGUGUAGAAACCAUAAACAGUCAUACAUGCUCAUGCUUUAAAGGAUUCUAUGGAGAACGAUGUGAACAUGUUGUAAAAUGCAAACCAAAUGAAGUCACACCAGCAGGUCAUGCUAGUGUCCAGUGCUUUCAUCCCAAAGGAAAUUUCUCAUAUGAGUCUCAGUGUGAAUACUCCUGUGAGGAGGGUUAUGAACUAAAGGGCUCCAGUACAACAAGAUGCACUUCUACAACAGAGUGGUCAAGCAAACCACCAACCUGUGAAUUUGUUCAAUGUCCAGAGCUGAUCAAACCACAGGAAGGUCAAAUGCAGUGUAAUCAUCCGAUGGGCCAAUUCAGCUACCGAUCUACCUGUGAGUUUGUAUGUGAAGGAGGAUAUAAGCUGCGAGACAACAGCUCCUCGACACUGUCCUGUGGAGCAACGGGACAAUGGAAUGAUUCACAACCCACUUGUGAAAUUGUAAAAUGCAAACCGGAGGACGUCACACCACCAGAUCAUGCUAGCGUCCAGUGCUCUGAUCUGACUGAUUUCUCAUAUAACUCUCAGUGUGAAUACUCCUGUGAGGAGGGUUAUGAACUAAAGGGCUCCAGUACAACAAGAUGCACUUCUACAACAGAGUGGUCAAGCAAACCACCAACCUGUGAACUUGUUCAAUGUCCAGAGCUGAUCAAACCACAGGAAGGUCAAAUGCAGUGUAAUCAUCCGAUGGGCCAAUUCAGCUACCGAUCUACCUGUGAGUUUGUUUGUGAAGAAGGAUAUAAACUGCGAGACAACAGCUCCUCAACACUGUCCUGUGGAGCAACGGGACAAUGGAAUGAUUCACAACCCACUUGUGAAAUUGUAAAAUGCAAACCGGGGGACAUCACGCCACCAGAUCAUGCUAGCGUCCAGUGCUCUGAUCCGACUGAUUUCUCAUAUGAGUCUCAGUGUGAAUACUCCUGUGAGGAGGGUUAUGAACUAAAGGGCUCCAGUACAACAAGAUGCACUUCUACAACAGAGUGGACAAGCAAACCACCAACCUGUGAACUUGUUCAAUGUCCAGAACUGAUUGAACCACAGGAAGGUCAAAUGCAGUGUAAUCAUCCGAUGGGCCAAUUCAGCUACCGAUCUACCUGUGAGUUUGUUUGUGAAGGACGAUAUAAACUGCGAGACAACAGCUCCUCGACACUGUCCUGUGGAGCAGCGGGACAAUGGAAUGAUUCACAACCCACUUGUGAAAUUGUAAAAUGCAAACCGGAGGACGUCACGCCACCAGAUCAUGCUAGCGUCCAGUGCUCUGAUCCGACUGAUUUCUCAUAUGAGUCUCAGUGUGAAUACUCUUGUGAGGAGGGUUAUGAACUAAAGGGCUCCAGUACAACAAGAUGCACUUCUACAACAGAGUGGUCAAGCAAACCACCAACCUGUGAACUUGUUCAAUGUCCAGAACUGAUUGAACCACAGGAAGGUCAAAUGCGGUGUAAUCAUCCGAUGGGCCAAUUCAGCUACCGAUCUACCUGUGAGUUUGAAUGUGAAGGAGGAUAUAAGCUGCGAGACAACAGCUCCUCGACACUGUUCUGUAGAGCAACGGGACAAUGGAAUGAUUCACAACCCACUUGUGAAAUUGUAAAAUGCAAACCGGAGGACAUCACGCCACCAGAUCAUGCUAGCGUCCAGUGCUCUGAUCCGACUGAUUUCUCAUAUGAGUCUCAGUGUGAAUACUCCUGUGAGGAGGGUUAUGAACUAAAGGGCUCCAGUACAACAAGAUGCACUUCUACAACAGAGUGGACAAGCAAACCACCAACCUGUGAACUUGUUCAAUGUCCAGAACUGAUUGAACCACAGGAAGGUCAAAUGCAGUGUAAUCAUCCGAUGGGCCAAUUCAGCUACCGAUCUACCUGUGAGUUUGUUUGUGAAGGACGAUAUAAACUGCGAGACAACAGCUCCUCGACACUGUCCUGUGGAGCAGCGGGACAAUGGAAUGAUUCACAACCCACUUGUGAAAUUGUAAAAUGCAAACCGGAGGACGUCACGCCACCAGAUCAUGCUAGCGUCCAGUGCUCUGAUCCGACUGAUUUCUCAUAUGAGUCUCAGUGUGAAUACUCUUGUGAGGAGGGUUAUGAACUAAAGGGCUCCAGUACAACAAGAUGCACUUCUACAACAGAGUGGUCAAGCAAACCACCAACCUGUGAACUUGUUCAAUGUCCAGAACUGAUUGAACCACAGGAAGGUCAAAUGCAGUGUAAUCAUCCGAUGGGCCAAUUCAGCUACCGAUCUACCUGUGAGUUUGAAUGUGAAGGAGGAUAUAAGCUGCGAGACAACAGCUCCUCGACACUGUUCUGUAGAGCAACGGGACAAUGGAAUGAUUCACAACCCACUUGUGAAAUUGUAAAAUGCAAACCGGAGGACAUCACGCCACCAGAUCAUGCUAGCGUCCAGUGCUCUGAUCCGACUGAUUUCUCAUAUGAGUCUCAGUGUGAAUACUCCUGUGAGGAGGGUUAUGAACUAAAGGGCUCCAGUACAACAAGAUGCACUUCUACAACAGAGUGGACAAGCAAACCACCAACCUGUGAACUUGUUCAAUGUCCAGAACUGAUUGAACCACAGGAAGGUCAAAUGCAGUGUAAUCAUCCGAUGGGCCAAUUCAGCUACCGAUCUACCUGUGAGUUUGUUUGUGAAGGACGAUAUAAACUGCGAGACAACAGCUCCUCGACACUGUCCUGUGGAGCAGCGGGACAAUGGAAUGAUUCACAACCCACUUGUGAAAUUGUAAAAUGCAAACCGGAGGACGUCACGCCACCAGAUCAUGCUAGCGUCCAGUGCUCUGAUCCGACUGAUUUCUCAUAUGAGUCUCAGUGUGAAUACUCCUGUGAGGAGGGUUAUGAACUAAAGGGCUCCAGUACAACAAGAUGCACUUCUACAACAGAGUGGUCAAGCAAACCACCAACCUGUGAACUUGUUCAAUGUCCAGAGCUGAUCAAACCACAGGAAGGUCAAAUGCGGUGUAAUCAUCCAAUGGGCCAAUUCAGCUACCGAUCUACCUGUGAAUUUGUUUGUGAAGGAGGAUAUAAACUGCGAGACAACAGCUCCUCGACACUGUUCUGUGGAGCAACGGGACAAUGGAAUGAUUCACAACCCACUUGUGAAAUUCAUCACUGCCCAGCCCUUGACAGCCCUGUCAAUGGAGAGCUGAGCUGUACUUUAAGCUUUAGUUAUGGGAGCAAAUGCAGCUUCAGUUGUGUAGAAGGAUUCCUCCUUCAGGGGGCUUCAGAGAUCAGCUGUACAAAAACGGCAGAGUGGAGUCAUGAACCACCUCACUGUGAAGCAGUGGUCUGUCCACGACUUUCUGAGCCAAUCAAUGGGCAUAUGAACUGCUCAUCUGAGGAACCCACCUUCGGCACUGUCUGCACCUUCGGUUGUCUUGACGGCCACCAACUUAUCAGGAAUGAGAUAAUGACGUGCAACCUCAAUGGGAGCUGGUCAGGGGAAGUGCCAUUGUGUCAAGCUGAUCCUCAUCCUUCUGCAUCACUUAUCAAAGCAACAGAAGUGACUCUUGGGGUUGCUGGUAUUAUCGGCAGCUCAAGUAUGUUCUUAGUUUACUGGAUACUGAAGAGACUGGGGAGUAAAUCUAACAAGUUUGACCUAAACAGUACCUCGGAUAUUGAGGAUCCACCACAGAUUUAUAAGAGUGUUGACAGUCUCAUAUAACUACACAUUACACAAGGCAUCUAUCACUGCUGUAUAUCGCUGGACAGACAAAUUCAUGUAAUUUAAUUUCUAAAUGAUUUGACACUUAUGUGAUAAGAUAUUCUUUAUACUCAGUCUGAUGGGCAUUACCAUUUUAUCAGGCAACAGUCCUAAUUGAAUGGGAUUUCUACUUCCCAAUGGAAGCUUUUAUUAUGUACUUGACUGAACAUAUUGUUCUGUACGGUUAAACUAUUUCUUAUGUUAUUAAUGUAUCUUAUUUUUGUACUAUUUAUUUAUUGUUCCAAAACAGUAUUGGUCAAAUUAAACUAUUUAAAAGUCAAA
Messenger RNA from Pimephales promelas (fathead minnow), 4590 nucleotides. The record is from RefSeq and is a predicted model, not a curated record. Lineage: Eukaryota; Metazoa; Chordata; Actinopteri; Cypriniformes; Leuciscidae.